Arabis nemorensis is the source of this 1086-nucleotide messenger RNA. The record is from the annotation of a GenBank genome assembly. NCBI's taxonomy places the organism in Eukaryota, Viridiplantae, Streptophyta, Magnoliopsida, Brassicales, Brassicaceae.
AUGGAGAUAGCCGCCACUAGAACUGUCUCCGUCGCGCGGCAAUCGCGUCGAUUGUCGAAUGCCUUCUCCAGGAAGCUUGAUUCCGUCUCUUCUCUUUCGUUUGGUUACUUCGAGAUAAAAUAUUGCGUUGGGAGCUCUAGGCUUUGCGUGUCUGCAUCUUCCAUGGAGGCCAUCACUGCCGAGAAAAUCUCUCCGGCGAGUUUUCUCGACAAGAGAGAAACCGGAGUUCUUCAUUUUGUGAAGUACCAUGGUCUCGGAAAUGAUUUCAUUUUGGUUGAUAACAGAGAUUCAUCGGAACCUAAGAUUACUCAAGAGCAAGCGGUGAAGCUAUGCGAUCGAAACUUCGGUGUUGGUGCAGAUGGAGUGAUCUUUGCAUUGCCAGGAGUCAAUGGUACAGAUUAUUCAAUGCGGAUAUUCAAUUCAGAUGGUAGUGAACCAGAGAUGUGUGGCAAUGGAGUUCGAUGCUUUGCCAAGUUCAUCGCUGAGCUUCAGAACUUACAGGGAAAGCAUAGUUUUACAAUCCAUACUGGUGCUGGCCUGAUUGUUCCAGAAAUUCAAGAUGACGGGCAGGUUAAGGUUGACAUGGGUAUACCUAUUCUUAAAGCACAAGAGGUGCCCACGAAGUUGGCAGGAAACAAAGGUGAAGCUGUUGUUCAGGCAGAGCUAGUUGUCGAUGGAGUAAGCUGGAAUGUGACGUGUGUUAGUAUGGGUAAUCCUCACUGUAUCACUUUCGGUACUAAAGGUGGACCGAAUCUGAAAGUUGAUGAUUUGAACUUGCCAGAGAUUGGUCCAAAGUUCGAGCAUCAUGAAAUGUUCCCAGCUCGAACUAACACAGAAUUUGUGGAAGUUCUAUCACGUUCUCAUUUAAAAAUGCGUGUGUGGGAGCGUGGAGCAGGAGCAACUUUGGCCUGUGGAACUGGAGCUUGUGCUCUCGUUGUUGCUUCAGUCCUUGAAGGUCGAGCCAACAGGAAAUGCACUGUGGAUCUACCAGGUGGACCAUUGGAGAUAGAGUGGAAACAGGAAGACAACCAUAUCUACAUGACAGGUCCUGCGGAAGCUGUAUUCUACGGAUCAGCGCUGCUCUAA